CUGAAUCUACAACCAGCAAACUCUUUACAAACAGCAAUCUGGGAUGAAGACCAGAUAAUCUGAGGAAUAUACAAUAGAAUCUCAAGUGUUCAAGAAUAAAAGUGCUUCUUGGAUAGAUUUGGUUUUUCCAAAAGAAAAAAAAAUGGAAAUAGAGAAGAGUAUCAACCAUGAUCUGGAUCAUGGCAAUGCUGUCCUUGAAUCCCCUAAGGUCUCUCAGUCAGUUCCAAAAGUGGAAAAAUCCUCAAGCAAACAACAGGAUGAGGUUAAAUUGUCCAAAACAGACAGCAGGGAAGCAAAAGAAACUUCAAUGAAGCCUCCAAACGGCAGACCUGAGGCCAGGACCUCAAAGAAGACAAGUGCCUCUAUGUCUGUCCAGAAGACCAAGGCCAGAAGUCCUUCAGCUUCUUCAUCAUCCUCUACCACCUCAAGAACUACUACCAAAACGUUUCCUUUAAAGCACAAAACACACUCAGUGAAUAUGAAGUCCCUGCAACCUCCAAACACUAACCAUCCAUCACAUGGUAUCAAAGAUCUGGAGAUCCGCCUGCUGCAAGUGGAGUGUGAAGAGCUCAAAAACCGACUAGGGUGCUUGAGGGAAGGGCUGAUGGGUCGGAAGCCAAGUGAUAUGGAGGAGCUAUUGAAACAGUCUCAGAAGGAGCUAUUGUGGCUUCAGAGGCAGCUGUCCUUCAUCGCUACAGGAGGGCCUACAUGCAUUUUGUCAGCUAGCCAGUUUAGAAAUGAUCUACCAUAUUUGCAACCUGCAGUGCCACAGAAAACAUUAGAUCGGAUCCGAUUUGUAGAAGAGAAAACCCAGAUUUUUCAAUCUAAUGUCACAACACUAACUCAAGAGAAUCAUCACUGGAGAUUUUUAGAAAAUGAACUGAAGGAUGCUGUGCAAGAGAAGAAUCGCUUGAGCCUUCAAUAUGCUAGUCUUUCCCACAAGGCACUGCAAUAUGACCAGGUGAAAUCAGACUAUGUUCAGCUUAGAGAAACCCUCACCAUAGUGACCAAAGAACGAGAUUUGGCUGUGAAGGAGAAACACCAGCUCCAAGCCAAGCUGGAGAACUUAGAGCAGGUCCUAAAGCAUAUGCGAGAGGCUGCUGAACGGCGGCAACAGCUGGAAUUGGAGCAUGAGCAAGCCUUGGCUGUUCUCAACGCAAAACAGCAGGAAAUUGAACUCCUGCAGAAGGCUCAGGUUGAAGCAAAGAAAGAACAUGAAGGCGCAGUUCAGCUGCUAGAGAACACCUUGGACAGCAUGCAGGCCAAGGUACGAGAGCUAGAGGAGAAAUGUCGGACACAGAGCGAACAGUUUAACCUCCUCUCCAAGGAACUGGAAAAGUUUCGGCAGCAAGCUGGAAAGAUUGAUCUCUUGAGCAGUAACUCAGUGGCAUCCUCAGAUGUCCUUGGCUCCCCUAGUAAAUCUCUGUCCCAGUUAAUGAAUGGAAUAGCCACCUCCAUAGGCAAAGGUAACGAAAGCCCCUCUGGAAGUCGUUGUGUGAUUUCGGAGUUUAUACGACCCCUGCAGAUAUCUGGUGACAAACCAGAACAGUUGUCCGUCAAACCUACUUUUCUGUCCAGGUCAAGAUCCGGCAGCCCAAGAUGCAGAUUUGAUUCAGACAUGGAUAAUGAACGGAAUUCCAAUACCUCAAAGCAAAGAUAUUCUGGGAAAGUCCAUCUUUGCAUCGCCCGUUAUAGUUACAACCCGUUUGAUGGACCGAAUGAAAAUCCAGAAGCAGAGCUCCCCCUUACAGCAGGAAAAUACCUCUAUGUGUAUGGAGACAUGGAUGAAGAUGGCUUCUAUGAAGGUGAACUUCUAGAUGGACAAAGAGGACUGGUCCCUUCAAACUUUGUGGAUUUCGUUCAAGAUAAUGAGUCCCGUUUGUCAAGCACCGUAGGCAGUGAGCAAGAUCAGAAUUUUAUCAACCAUUCGGGUCAUGCAUUGGAAGGAGAUAGUCUAUUGGAGCUCAAUCCGCCAAGUCACAUAGAGUCCAACGUAAUCAACAAUGGCACGGGAACUCUUGAUAUGAACAUUGAUGAAAUUGGAGAAGACAUUGUGCCUUAUCCUAGAAAAAUCACCCUUAUUAAACAACUAGCCAAAAGUGUUAUUGUGGGCUGGGAGCCACCAGUAGUGCCACCUGGAUGGGGAACCAUUAACAGCUACAAUGUCCUGGUUGACAAAGAAAUACGGAUGAAUGUGUCCUUUGGAAGCAGAACUAAAGCUCUUAUAGAAAAACUUAACAUUGCUACUUGCACAUACCGAAUAUCAAUUCAGACCAUUACGAGCAGGGGUAACUCAGAUGAGCUACUGUGCACUUUGUUAGUUGGGAAGGAUGUAAUUGUAGCACCCUCUCAUCUUAAGGUGGACAACAUAACGCAGAUUUCCGCUGAGCUGUCCUGGCUUCCUACCAAUAGUAAUUACAGUCAUGUGAUCUUUCUGAAUGAAGAAGAGUUCGACAUUGUCAAGUCUGCUAGCUACAAGUACCAGUUUUUUAAUUUGAAGCCCAACAUGGCCUACAAGGUGAAUGUCAUGGCAAAGCCUCAUCAGAUGCCCUGGCAGCUUCCUCUGGAGCAACGGGAAAAAAAGGAAGCCUUUGUGGAAUUUUCUACAUUGCCAGCAGGUCCUCCAGCUCCACCUCAAGAUAUUACCAUACAGGCUGGAUCGACACCAGCUACUAUACAGGUGUCCUGGAAACCACCAACCCUUACAUCCACAGGGACCUCCAACGGAGCAAAUGUUACUGGCUAUGGUGUUUAUGCAAAAGGCCAAAGGGUGGCAGAGGUGAUCUUUCCAACAGCAGAGAACACCUUCGUGGAGCUAAUGAGAAUACGGAAUGUAGAAGCUAAGGAAGUUACCGUGAGAACACUUUCUGCACAAGGGGAAUCUGUGGACUCUUGCGUUGCUGCCAUUCCACCUGACCUAUUGGUGCCUCCAAUCCCUCACCCUCGGACUGCUCCCAAAUCGAAGCCAUUAGCAAGUGCCGGGGCCCCAGAUACCAAAGAUGAACAUUUAGGUCCACGUUCAAAAAUGGAUGAGUCGUGGGAGCAGACUCGUUCAGCAUCUCCCAUUCAUGGACACACAUUGGAGCCUCCUGCCCCCAACUUUCAAAGCCCGCUUCAGGGAAGGAGGUCUCCCUCGCCUAAUCGAAUACUCCCUCAGCCACAAGGCACACCCGUCCCGAACACUGUUGCUAAAGCCAUGGCAAGAGAAGCUGCCCAGCGUGUUGCAGAGAACAACAGGAUGGAGAGAAGGAGUGUGUUUAGCGAAAGGAGUAAUAUGGCACAUUAUGCAAACUCAGAUGAGGAGGAAGACGGCUACGAUUCUCCCAGUGUUAAAAGGAGAGGGGCUUCAGUCGACGAUUUCCUAAAAGGCUCAGAGCUUGGAAAGCAGCCGCACUACUGCCAGGAUGAGGAGUACCACACGGAGAGCAGUAGGGGCUCCGACUUAUCCGAUAUCAUGGAGGAAGAUGAAGAAGAGCUGUACUCAGAAAUGCAGCUGGAGGAUGGAGGAAGAAGACGAGUCAGUGUAACAUCACACAACACACUCAAGGAAUGCUCUAAGAAUAGGACCACUGAAGCCGCUUUUUUGGAACAGCCUGACUUUUCACAGCAGACACACCACAGUAAAAAGCUUUUCAGUAUCCCAGAAGUAGCCGAAGAGGAUGUUGAGUAUUCUGAACUGUUGCACAAACAGGGUUUUGGUACGUCCUAUAAAAUGAAACCUAUGGUAGCUAGAUGCACUAGACCUCCUAGACCCUACAAUCAAGACAAACAGCACAACUUCUGGUACCCCGCCAAGCACAGAAUUUCAGGCAUGGAGGAUUUUGCUUCAGAAGACAAAGGCUAUAACUACAGUAGAUCCUUAACAAGAAGCCCUGACAGCGGACUAGACUGUGGAAGUGAGGAAGAAGAAUCUCGUUUUAAUUUCAGAAAUGCUUACAAUUUGAUUUCUGCCAAUGUUGCGCCUAGCUGUUGUGCAGAGACAGAUAACUGUUCAUGCAGAAAAAGCACAAGGCCAUUGCUUGCUCGCAGGAAAACUUUAACCAGGCAAAGCAGCAUUGAAGAAGACUUUGACGACCUGGGUCCUUCCUUUAUAGAGCCUAGAAGUGAGGAGGCCAAGCCCGGUUAUGAGAAAAAGUCUGAGACUCAAAAAUGCAAUAGAACAGAUAAUUUGACUGGCAAAGAUGUUCAGCGAAUAUGGAAGAUCAACUUACAAGUAAAUGACUCUAGGGCAGCUGUUCCACAUGCAGAGCCAUCCCACAGAGAUGCAGAAGACUCUCUGCUUUUAGGAAAUCCAUCAUCCACUGGACGACCUGACAGGAUGGAGCACACGGGUCGAAGGUUGUCUCAUGCCAGUGCAGUCCCACAAAAGUCUCGACCAAUGUUGGUCCCUUCCAUUGAAAUUACAAUGGACAGUAACAGUGAAGGCGGUCGGUCUCGGUCAGGUAGUGAGGGAAAUAUUUCACCUGUAAAAGAAGAAGCUUAUCGCAGAAUUGAUGGACACAAGAAAUGGUCUCAGCAGCGUACCAUGGCCUCUGACUAUAGAUACGAUGGAUACUGUAGUCGGGACCACCUUUCGCCAGAUAUUUAUGAAGAGUCAGAAACAGAUCCUGGCACAGAGGAUAUUUCUCCUCGAAUAUUUGUUGCUCUCUUUGACUAUGAUCCACUGACAAUGUCCCCCAAUCCUGAUGCUGCAGAAGAAGAGCUACCAUUUAAAGAAGGACAGAUCAUUAAGGUUUAUGGAGAUAAAGAUGCUGAUGGAUUCUACCGGGGAGAAACUUGCACAAGACUUGGCCUCAUUCCAUGUAAUAUGGUCUCUGAAAUCCAAGCAGAUGAUGAAGAAAUGAUGGAUCAGCUUCUGAAACAAGGGUUUCUUCCUCUGAAUACACCUGUAGAAAAAAUAGUCAACUGUGACCGUUUCAAAGAGAGCACACGCUCUGUACACCGCAGAUCCAGAAAGUCAAAAAGAGAAAGGAACAGAAGGAGUGGCAGACAGCAGUCUGUGUCAACACGGAGGAUGGUGGCACUAUACGAUUAUGAUCCAAGAGAAAGUUCUCCUAACGUUGAUGUGGAGGCUGAGCUUACCUUUUGUACAGGAGACAUUAUCACUGUCUUUGGUGAAAUAGAUGAAGAUGGGUUUUACUAUGGUGAGCUUAAUGGACAGAAGGGGUUGGUUCCUUCAAACUUUCUUGAAGAAGUGCCUGAUGAUGUAGAAGUCUAUCUUUCUGAUGUACCAUCACGACAUGUUCAAGACACACCACUGCGUACAAAAGCAAAAAGGGUUCCUCCUGAGAAUACAGGUACAUCAAGGAGAGCACCAUCUCCCACAGUCCAUCUCCAUUCUGGGUCACCUACGUCAUCUAUGGGUUCUGGUAGUCCCGGGAGAGGCAGGGAAAUGUCCUCGAAAAAGAAAAAGGGGCUGCUUUCCAAAGGCAAGAAACUGCUGAAAAAGCUGGGUGCAGUGAAAUAAUUCAUUUACUUCUGGACAACUUGUAAAGCUUCCAAGCUAUGUUUUUUUUAAGAAAACAAAACAAAAGAACAAAAAACUUCAAACUAGGGCUUUCAUGACUAUAAAGUACAUCUUUACAGAACCUUGGCAUUUUUAACUCUUUCUAAUCAUCAGAGAAUCAUGUGACUUGUUUGAUCAAAACAGCAAGAAAAAAAGAAGUGGAUUUGUUGCUACUAAAAAGCAAUGUUGUCAAUAUCUGUUUUUCUUCAAAAACCAUUUUGGGGAAUUAAGACUAGAAGGAUAUCAUCUUUUUGUUUCAAGGCACCUCCACACCUCUAACUCUAUUGGAUAAAUCUCUGCCUUUAUUCUCCUUUAACGUUGGGGGAAGCAGUAAAAUCUUAUUUGAGCCCUCUUCAAAAAUGCUCACCCCAAACUAGCCUAACAUUUAUCUUAAACAAAAAUGGUCUUGAAACUCCUAGUUUACUCAGCCUUGAUGUUUUGCCUUAUUAAUACACAAUGAUUCGUACUGUCUAAAUAUACAGCGUAUACUUUGUAUGUACUGUGUAUUCAAAUGUCUUUUCAACCUCACAGACAUGGUAGUUUAAGAUCAAGUAAUGUGCUACUGACUCCAUUUAAUGUCUGAUGUAAUUUUUGGGAGGCUGAAAAUGUUGUGCAGGAUGCAUUUUUAAACAUUUGUAGGAGUUCCUUUAGCAAACAUUCAAUAUACUAAUGUAAGGUAGCGUCUAAACUAUCCAGAGAAUGCAUACAGUGUUAAUAAUUCAAAAUCUUGUUUUAUAGCUCCUGGCACUCAUGUGAAAGUUUCAGUAUUCUAAACAGCCAGAAAACAAUAAUCUUUGCUCCCCAAGUGUUCUCUCUUGUGGAAGUGCAGUUUUAAGUUAAAAAUCAUUUUUCAUGUUAUUGAUGUCAGAAUCAAGAUAAAAAUGCAUGUACUAGGUGCAGCAAUGAAAGACGUAUGUUAUACACACAAGCUGUGACUAGUUAAAAGGCUCUACCACUACAGUACAAAUCUUUCAAAACACUAAUUCUAAUAUUGGCUUCUUGAGUAAAACAAUCUUGCUGGCAGACAUUGCCAGUUACUAUUUUGUAAUUCUUGUCCAUUUGUAAAUUGUUUUUACUGUUUAUACAUACUUUUCAGAUUGCCUUUCUUUUGUAAUUUAUGGAAGGUUUAUAAAUGAUCAAAGCUUUCCCCAUUGUGUCUUCAAAGAAUUAUAAUGUAAAUUACUGUAAGAUACUACUGUGUGCUAGAUUUAUGAAAUUAAAGAAAAUUACUGGCCUAAAUUUGUGGUAAAGUAUUGUGUGGGCGUGUGCAUGUGUACAGUUAUUCAUGUGUAAAAUAUUUUAUAUAAAUAAAUUUGAUAUUUUGUAGAA
Molecule: messenger RNA, 6835 nt
Organism: Gopherus flavomarginatus (Mexican gopher tortoise)
Lineage: Eukaryota; Metazoa; Chordata; Testudines; Testudinidae
Gene: RIMBP2
Product: RIMS binding protein 2
Exons: 30
Coding region: 143-5467 (1774 amino acids)
Biological process (GO): neuromuscular synaptic transmission
Molecular function (GO): protein binding
Source: RefSeq, a predicted model, not a curated record